UCUAAUUUGUUGAGAUACGGAAAGGAAGAAAGAAAUAUCAACGUGGAGGGUAAUCGAGAUGACAAACUUGGUGGCAAACUACUAGUACUACCCCAAAACACAAGAGACGGAAUGGACACUGCUAAACCAAACCCCUUUAUCUUCUUCCACAAAAUUCAUACCUAUAUUUAAUUUUUUUUCCCUUUAUUUUCUUUCUUUUUUUUGAUGAAGAUCCCGAUUUGGGUUACUUAAUAGGAAAAGGGAGAACUUCAGAUUUGAAAUUGGGUGGCUAUGGACGGCGGAGGAGGUGGAGGAGGAGAAGCUACCAGAAAAAGAGGGCUCGACAAUCAGAGGCUUUACAAAGGGAUAAGGAUGAGGAAGUGGGGAAAGUGGGUGGCUGAGAUUCGAGAGCCCAAUAAGCGCUCUAGGAUUUGGCUCGGCUCUUACUCUUCUCCAGUCGCCGCCGCCAGGGCCUACGAUACCGCCGUUUUUUACCUCAGAGGCCCUUCCGCCAGGCUUAAUUUUCCCGAGUUGUUAGCUGGGGAAGGCCGUGGAAUUAGCGCCGGAGCCGGCGACAUGUCGGCGGCUACUAUACGGAAGAAAGCUACGGAGGUGGGGGCACGAGUGGAUGCUCUGGAAAGUUCGUUAGGGCAACACAGUCACCACAAUCGGAACCAUCAUUCCCACGCAUCGGCAUCUCCGCCAGAGACGAAAGGCUGCAGCGGGUUUUUGGAUCGGGUGGAUUUGAACAAAUUACCCGACCCGGAAGAAGAAGAUGAAGAAGGGGAUGGAGAGUUCGAGUGGGAGAGAGUGGAGAGACACUGAAAUUUGAAAGUUUAGUGGGGGAUUUUUCUCUUAUUCAGAGGCGCCAACACGCGCCGCCGAGGUAUGUCACGGCCGAUCAUCAUCCCCUGAUUUGCCUCUCUCUGUUUCUGGUUAGGGUAGGGUUUUUCCUUUUUUUUUUUUUUUUUUUUUUUUUUUUUUUUUUUUUUUUCUUUAUGAGUUUUUUUUUUUCUUUAACCAAAAAGAAAUUUUGGCCCAUGUAGUAAUAUUAUGAAUGAAUGUACAUUAACUUAGGAACCCAGUUAUUAUAAUGAUGAUGAUGAUCAAAUUUCUUCCUU
Messenger RNA from Benincasa hispida (wax gourd), 1100 nucleotides. The record is from RefSeq and is a predicted model, not a curated record. Lineage: Eukaryota; Viridiplantae; Streptophyta; Magnoliopsida; Cucurbitales; Cucurbitaceae.